UUUCUUUAGAAUACGAAAACUUCCUAAAAAUGUCCCAAAAUCAAAAUAUGAUUGGCAAUCAGUUAUCGAACUUUUUAUCAGUAUAUUCUUCUGUGUGUUAGUUCUUUACUUGUGAUAAAAUUUGGCCUGAGCCUGAAAUGAUACAUAAGGCGAUACAGUUAUGUCUUAGUUUUAUGAUGUUACUGAGUGUGAAACACAUGUAUUUUGAUUACUUUUCACUUUUAUUUAUACUUUACUUCAGACAUUCAUAUAAUCUUGAUUCUCUUUUAACAUCUAGCUAGUGUAUAUAUUUGGACUCAGAUUUAUUUUAGGAAGCAUGCAUAACAGCUAACUGCAGGUACUUAUAAGCUAGAUAAUUUACACCGUGCUGGCUGCAUUCCAGAUGGGAGAGGAAAACUCCAGAGCAGGUGGUGACAGGCCUCCCUGGCAGCAACGCAGCAAAAUUUACAAAAGUUUAGCAGAUCAAGACUCGAAGACUGUUGAUUUUCUUUGUAAAUGCUGGAACUCUAAACCUGCAGAACCACUAGAUGGUCGAGGCGACACACUUCUUCAUUUGCUGGUAAUCUGCCAAAAUGUGAAGGCUUUAGAGGAACUGAUGAAGGUGAGGGAUAGUGAUGGUACCGAAGAGCAUCUCACCCAAGAGCAUCUUAAGAAACAAAACCUUAGAGGUGAAACAGCGCUGCAUGAAGCCGCGAGGCAUGAUGAUGUAUGUAUUGUUGAUUUGCUGUUAAGGAAAGAAGCGGAGUUGAUUUCAAAGAUCGGCUGUUCAGUUCCUAUGUGCAAUUGUAAAAAAUGUGUUGAAGCCAUGUCGGCAAAGAAAAAUAAUUUGAUUUCUGUCCCGAAUGAAUUAGGAGAGACAGCGCUUUACCUAGCGGCUUCUUCUGGAAAAUGGAAAAUUUUCGAGAAGAUUCUGAAAUAUAGCAAUGAUUGUAUGACACGGAGAAAAGAUGGCUGCACUGUUCUUCAUGCUGCUAUCAUGGGAGAACACUAUAGCACGGCUGCAAAAAUAUUGAAAUUGAAGCCUGAGCUUGCUUACAUAUGUAACAAAGUCGGGGAUACCGCUUUGAAUCUUCUGGCUUCGUCACCAUCUUCAUUUCGGAGCAACUCUAAUUAUACAACCGCAACUAUGGGCAAGACAUCGUUCAUCCCCUUACAGAGUUUAAGAGUUCUAUUCUACAACUGUAUACCACACAUCUAUACCAUUGACUCGGUGAAAAAAGGUGACGAGGAGGAUCCGGAUAGUAGGUGGGAAACCUACAUCAAAAAAGAAGAAAGAUAUCAAGUUGUCGACCUAUUUUUGGGAUUGCCUUGGAUUCAACCAAUUGAUGAUACGAAGCAGCAGAAUUUGGUUGCAGUAGCACUUGUAAGGCAACUGCUGGAGAAAGAGGAAGAUUGGAGUCGCUACACAUAUUCUGCACAUAAAUACCAUGAUCAAUCUGAAACGUCAGAUAAAGCAAAAUUGAACCCUCUUAUACAAGCCAUUGAAAUGGGCAUACCUGAAUUAGUCGAGGAAAUCCUCCGUUAUUUUCCUGAUGCUGCCAACUCAAUUGAUAUAGAUGGAAGGAAUGUUUUCCAUUAUGCAGCUGAGCAUAGAAGUGGUGACAUAUAUGAGAUGCUGAAAAAAUAUGCGAUUAACAAGGACAGAAUGUUGUUAGACGUUGAUAAUAAAGGAAACACAAUAUUGCAUCAUGCAACAAAAACCAAGCCUGCCACUAAUUUUUCUCUCGGAGUAGCUAACUUGAUGGCUUGGGAUAUCUUUUGGUUUCAGCGUAUAAGACAUGACUGUUCUCCACAUCUAUUGCAUAUUCGGAACAAUGAUGGGAACACUGCAGAAGACUUGUUGCUGAAAGACUACAAAAAUAAACGUCAAGCAGCUGAGAAAGCAGUGAAAGAAAUGAAUCAAGGCUUAAUGGUUGUGGCAGCAUUGAUUGCCACUGUGAGUUUCGCAGCUGUUUUCACUCUUCCUGGAGGAUUUGAUCAAAAUAAAGGCAACCCCCUGUUUUUUAACAGAGAAGGUCAUCAUCAUGAUUUAAAUCUGUUUCUAAGUUAUGUUGGCCUUACUUUUUUUGCUUCUUUGAUUGCCCUGGGAACUCUUCUGUCAACUCAGUUGUCGCGAUUUCAUUUGGAAGAUAUGUACUUUGCACUGCCACUGAAGUACUCGAUUGCUAUUUCAUGUCUCUUCCUCUCCUCGUGCUCUAUAUUCACCACAUUUCUCCAGGCCUUAGUACUUGAGCAGUACAUGCCUCCUUAUUACUUCACAUCCCUUAUCAUUGGAUGUACCAUCAUGGGCCUAGUUUAUGUGGAUUCCAUAUACGAUGUCUUAACUUACAUAGUGGAGGUUCUACGGCAUUCAAGGACAUACAGGAGCAAUGAACAGUUAUAGUUUACGUGUCUCGUAUAUGCUUUUUUUUCCUGAAAGCGCUUCUCUACUUCCAGAUCUAAGCACUUGUGGCUUUCUCAUUUCCUAUUGUUUUUAACUUGAUUGAAUAUGUAUUUAUGAUUUUAUAUAUGCACAAAAUUUUCAUUA
Messenger RNA from Daucus carota subsp. sativus, 2527 nucleotides. RefSeq lists its product as uncharacterized. Gene Ontology annotation, molecular function: protein binding. The coding region runs from base 383 to 2383 and encodes 666 amino acids. Lineage: Eukaryota; Viridiplantae; Streptophyta; Magnoliopsida; Apiales; Apiaceae. Gene Ontology annotation, cellular component: membrane. The record is from RefSeq and is a predicted model, not a curated record. The transcript has 5 exons.